Molecule: messenger RNA, 1281 nt
Organism: Cyphellophora attinorum
Lineage: Eukaryota; Fungi; Ascomycota; Eurotiomycetes; Chaetothyriales; Cyphellophoraceae
Exons: 3
Coding region: 1-1281 (426 amino acids)
Molecular function (GO): oxidoreductase activity, acting on the aldehyde or oxo group of donors, NAD or NADP as acceptor
Source: RefSeq, a predicted model, not a curated record
AUGAACGACAUCUUCUCCCGGAUAGAGGUUUCUCGACAAGAAGGCAGAGCCCAGUCGGUUCGAUUGCGCCAGAAGCUCUUUCACUCAUUGCAUUCGGCCAUCAAGGCAUCCGAGAAAGCCAUCAAAGAAGCAGUUCAAGCCGAUACGGGGUACAACGACCACGAUGUCAACAUUGAGUACUCGUUGACAAUCUCGGAGCUACGGACGCACUAUGAAUCUUUGGACUUGCGUCGAGAAUUGGAUAGUCAGAAAGCAAUAGAGAACCUGGACGCCACGACCAGUGUAGGAAUUGUGUACAUCAUUCCCGCGAGAGGCAACCUGUUUUAUUCUAUUGUCUCUGCCCUUACGGCAGCUUUGGCUGCAGGGAACUGCAUCAUUCUCGAGUUGCCAACCACAUUGAGUCGAAUAUCUGGCCUUUUGCGCGAUCUGUUGACUUCAGCACUGGAUGCCGACAUCUUUGCGAUCAGCAACGUGAGACUCCCGAGUGAAGCGCUGUCGAGAUGCUACGUUCUGGAUCAGACAGAUGAUGGCGGGCCAACACUCAGCGACGAUGAAAGUGAGGAAAAGGACAAAUCUUCACCAAGGGUCGUCGCCAUCGUGGAUCGGACCGCCAACGUUCCCGAGGCUGCUCUAACCAUUGCUGCCGCACGAAUGGCUUUCAACGGCCAAGCUGCCUAUGCACCAGAGCUUGUUUUCGUGAACGAAUUCGUCGCCGACGAGUUCCUGCGCCACGCUUGUCAGGCCAUGAUGACGCCUGCGACGCCUGUGUUGAAACACAUGGGCACCGCAAGCCAACAUUCGCCGGCUAGACGGUCUGAUACAUAUGCUAAGACUUUGAAGGUCGUCUCGGACAGCGUUCAUCUGAAGAUGGUCAUGUCGGGCGACAGUGGCAGUGUCAUCGAGAUCACAGACUCCUUCCGCAAGUCUUUGCAAGCUUCGUACAUUUUCGCAGCAGCGGCUGAAGCGAACUACCUGUCUCGCUUCCUGGACGCACGCAUCUCAUGCAUCAAUCACAUUGCGACCGAGCUCCUAGGUAGGCCGAUCUACUCCGAAGUUGCUGCCCCAUCCCCUUUGUUCUGGACUGCACGAGCUUUGAGACUUGGAUCUGACCAAAAUCACAGUCGGGCCUCUCGCUCCUCAGCACCCAAGUAUUGGGCCAACUCCGUCUCCACGCUACUCCCCGGCGCUUUUCCGGUGUCCGCGCCGCCGAAUAGUCCAGACGUCAACUUUGAGCAACGCGGCCCGAGAGUCGGCACGAACCAAUUCAUUACGUGCACUUGA